CAAAUAUCCAUCUUUUCAUCAAGUCGUUGUGUGUGCACGACUCGGACCACGAUGGGAGCGCUCCAAGUGCUUGGCGGGCUGUGGCGCCUCGUGGUAGUGUUCGUCGCAUGCAUUGGCAUGUCGUACGUGCUCUUCUCUCGGUUGUUGGAACGGCAUCCGUCCUUGGCUGACACGCUCUCGUGGAACUUAAGCUUCGAAGACAUCCAAAGAGGGGACGUCAGCGCCGCCCUUCGAAGCGCCAUGGCCGAGGACUUUGAGUUGACCGUGUUAUGUUUUGCCAGCGUCUUCUUCAUCAAGCAGACUUUUGCGAUUCCUGGCUCUGCAUUGCUCAAUGUGAUUGCUGGUGUCCUGCUUCCCAUUCACUUUGCAUUUCCACUUGUGUGCUUCCUCACAAUGUGCGGAGCGUCGUCUUGCUACAUUCUGUCGUCGACCCUGGGGUCCCACGAAAGCCUCGUGUCCAUGACCGACUACUUCUUGCCAGGAAAACUCGACAUCCUUCAGGCGCAGAUCGAUGCCGCACGGAAUGAACAGCGACUGAUGUUCGUCCUCUUGUUCCUGCGUAUUUUUCCCUUCUCGCCCAACUGGCUGCUCAACAUGGCAAGUCCGUACCUGAACAUUCCGCUCUUCCUCUUUGCUCCGUCCGUGUUCUUCGGCCUCAUGCCGUACAACUAUGUCACGGUCAAGGCUGGGUCGAUGCUGUCGAACUUGCAAGGCAUCCGAGACAUAUUCGACCUUCAAACCGUGCUCGGGUUCCUCACCCUCGCCGCAUUGAUGCUCGUGCCCGCGGUCGUCAAGCGGGCAAACUGCGCUGCCAAAAAGUCUCAGUAGCGUCGUGCAAACUUAUUCAUCGUUGUCGAACAAACUCCAAUCCCACCGUGGUUUGCACCCUUGCGAUACCCUUGAUCGUACCGGAACAGGUCACCGGGACAAUAGCUCCAUUUGAGUAAUGUCCAGACCCAGCAACUUGCGGCGUUUGUGUCGAGUGUGCAUGAAGGAAGACUGACGACCUUUUCUUCGUGCCAUGCAUGCACCAUCAUCACUUGACCGCCAUCUCCCUGCAGUCCCG
Molecule: messenger RNA, 1066 nt
Organism: Aphanomyces invadans
Lineage: Eukaryota; Oomycota; Saprolegniomycetes; Saprolegniales; Verrucalvaceae
Exons: 3
Coding region: 52-828 (258 amino acids)
Source: RefSeq, a predicted model, not a curated record